This is a messenger RNA of Acanthosepion pharaonis, 1197 nucleotides long. The record is from the annotation of a GenBank genome assembly. NCBI's taxonomy places the organism in Eukaryota, Metazoa, Mollusca, Cephalopoda, Sepiida, Sepiidae.
AUGCAACACACCUUACUCUCCUUCACUCCUCCUUUCUCACUUAAUGUCCGUUUUCUCGUCUUAUCUAUAUAUUUAUCUAUCCGUUCAUUAUCUAUCUAUUUUUCUGUUCAUUACCUAUCUAUUUAUCUAUCUGUUCAUUAUCUAUUUUUCUGUUCAUUACCUAUCUAUCUAUCUUUCUAUCUCAGUCUGUUAAUAUCUAUCUAUCUGUUCAUUAUCUAUUUUUCUGUUCAUUAUCCAUCUAUCUAUCUAUAUAUCUACCUCAGUCUGUUCAUUAUCUAUCUAUCUAUCUAUCUAUCUCAUUCAUUGACUCUAUAUGCUAUCCUUAUUUCUGUUCAUUAUCCAUCUAUCUAUCUAUAUAUCUAUCUCAGUCUGUUCAUUAUCUAUCUAUCUAUCUAUCUAUCUGUUCAUUAUCUAUCUAUCUAUCUAUCUAUCUAUCUAUCUAUCUGUUCAUUUAUUUGUCUAUCUAUCUAUCUGUUCAUUAUCUAUUUUUCUGUUCAUUACCUAUCUAUCUAUCUAUCUAUCUAUCUAUCUAUCUGUUCAUUAUCUAUCUAUCUGUUCAUUAUCUAUUUUUGUGUUCAUUACCUAUUUUUCUGUUCAUUAUCUUUCAUCUAUCUAUCUAUCUAUAUAUCUCAGUCUGUUCGUUAUCUAUCUAUCUAUCUGUUCAUUUUUGUCUAUCUAUCUAUGUUCACCAUCUAUUUUUCUGUUCGUUACCUAUCUAUCUAUCUAUCUAUCUAUCUAUCUAUCUAUCUAUCUCAGUCUGUUAAUAUCUAUCUAUCUAUCUGUUCAUUAUCUAUUUUUCUUUUCAUUAUCUAUCUAUCUAUCUAUCUAUCUAUCUAUCUAUCUAUCUAUCUAUCUAUCUCAUUCAUUGACUCUAUAUGCUAUCCUUAUUUCUUUUCGCCUUUCUUAUCUUCGCCUUUUCCUGAAUCUUCUAUUCUUAUUUUUUCUUUUUUCCACUUUUCCUCGCCUUUUUCAUCAACUAACCAAGUUACAACAGUUUAUCUCAUCCUUGUCGCCAAACUCUUGAAUAUAUUCUCCCUCACAACACUUUGUUACAAUAAUGUUUCACUUUCUUUUUCAUCCGAUCAUCUACCCCCUUUCUUUCUUUCUUUCUUUCUUUCUUUCUUUCUUUCUUUCUUUCUUUCUUACAAUAGUUUUAGACGGUUUUCCCUUCUUUCGUUACUGUCUUUCUUUGUUUGA